GUGAAUCACCUCAGGGUGUAAUGACUGUGGGGCUGUCCCUUUAAAAAUCAAGCAGGCGAGGCUAAUUGGGCAAACUCCUCCUCCAGGGAGGUUCCUUUAAAUGAGGGCCAGCUAGCUGACAGGCCUCCGUUCUUACUCCGGAGGCUCCCCGCCAGGAUGCAGCCCACCUGCUCGGCCCAGGAGUUUGUGGACAGCCACAUCAAGCCUGGGAGGAUGGUGCUGUUCAUGAAGCCCACCUGCCCCUACUGCAGGCGGGCCGAGGAGCUCCUCUGCCAGUACCCCUUCAAAAGGGAUUCGCUGGUCAUUGUGGAUAUCACCGUCACCAGGAACACAGAGAAGAUCCAAGAUUAUUUCCAACAGCUCACAGGAGCCAGAACGGUACCUCGAAUCUUCAUUGGUAAAGAGUGUAUAGGUGGAUGCAGUGAACUACAAGAGAUGGAUAGAAGUGGGGAACUGAUGGUGCGGCUAAUAGAAAUGGGAGCUCUAACGCCGUAAUUACAGACCCAGGCUGAUGUCUCCCUUGAGAGCUGGAUGGCAUUGUGAAUGGUGGCAGCACUUCUGGUGAAUAGAUCUGGGGCGACCUUUACCCAGCAACUGAUUACUUAAUCUUCUGAAAUAUCUAAACCAAAAAAAUGGGAGAGUUCUCAGCAAAAACAGGCUUUUCUUCUUUCAACUCUUGAAAGUGAACUUGCCACAAACCACAGGUCUGAGAUGGUGGAUGGACAUCUCGGGUUUUUUCCGGAUUGGCCCGUGGGUUUCAAUAGACUGCGACAAGUUAUAGCUCAGGAUUCCCUCAUGGACCCAAAAAAGUUCCUUCUCUUUUGCACGUGGUUCUUACUAUCGUUCAUGUG
Messenger RNA from Myotis davidii, 851 nucleotides. RefSeq names its product glutaredoxin (gene GLRX). Bases 157 to 495 code for a protein of 112 amino acids. The transcript has 3 exons. The record is from RefSeq and is a predicted model, not a curated record. Lineage: Eukaryota; Metazoa; Chordata; Mammalia; Chiroptera; Vespertilionidae.